AGGGAAGACAGAGAACAUGAAGUUGGUCCAUGCCUUAAACAAUGCUCUUGACAUUGCCAUGGAGACCGACUCCACUGCAGCCAUAUUUGGGAAAUACGUGGGGUUUGGAGGAGUCUUCCGCUGCUCUGCUAAUCUCAGAGAUAAAUAUGGCAGUAACAGAGUAUUCAACACCCCGCUAUCAGAACAAGGGAUUGUGGGGUUUGCAAUCGGUCUGGCCACUCAGGGCUCCACUGCCAUAGCUGAGAUUCAGUUUGCAGACUACAUUCACCCAGCCUUUGAUCAGGUGGUGAAUGAGGCGGCCAAGUACCGCUACCGUUCAGCCAGCCACUACCACUGUGGUCCGCUGACGGUCCGGGCCCCGUACGGUGCGGUGGGCCACAGUGGCCACUACCACUCCCAGAGUGUGGAGGGAUUCUACGCCCAUGUCCCUGGGAUAAAGGUGGUGAUUCCACGUGGACCAAGUCAGGCCAAGGGUCUCCUCCUGGCCUCCAUACGGGACCAAAACCCAGUCUUCUUCUUUGAACCCAAGUGGCUCUACCAGGCAGCCGGAUUGGAGCAGGUGGACGUAUGAAAGUGUCAGACUUUGGAAUGGCCGUAGAGAGAGGUUCGGAGGGUUACUAUCGAGUUGCCUCUGGGAAGAUGGAGAAAGUGCCAGUCAAAUGGAUGGCUCCAGAGAGCAUUGAGGAUCACAUCUACACCAACAAGACUGACGUGUGGUCUUUUGGUGUGACAUGCUGGGAGGUGUUCACAUGCGGUGCUGUUCCCUAUCCUGGACUCAAUCCACUGAAUGUUCCACUGGAACUAAAACUUGGCCGUAGACUCGAGAGACCAAGCAGUGCUGUCUGUUCUGAUGAAAUGUAA
Molecule: messenger RNA, 861 nt
Organism: Geodia barretti
Lineage: Eukaryota; Metazoa; Porifera; Demospongiae; Tetractinellida; Geodiidae
Source: the annotation of a GenBank genome assembly